This is a messenger RNA of Necator americanus (New World hookworm), 738 nucleotides long. RefSeq lists its product as uncharacterized. Lineage: Eukaryota; Metazoa; Nematoda; Chromadorea; Rhabditida; Ancylostomatidae. Bases 1 to 738 code for a protein of 245 amino acids. Gene Ontology annotation, molecular function: serine-type endopeptidase inhibitor activity. The record is from RefSeq and is a predicted model, not a curated record. The transcript is spliced from 6 exons.
AUGAUGUACGGAUCGGAGUCUUGGGCAGCACCAUCAACGGUUAUGGAGAGGCUUGACUGCACGGAACGAAAGCUGCUUAGACGGCUACUUGGCUACUUUUGGCCUAGGGUAUGUCACAGUGAAGAUCUUUAUGCAGAAAUUGAUGUGGUAUACCGGCGGAUGACACGUGCAAGACAUCAACAUCUUGCACCGCCAUCGAAAGUGGCUAAAGUAAAUCGUCUUCGCUUCUUUCGUCAUAUAUUAAGGAGACCGGCAGAUCGCCUUGUUCAACGAAUUCUGAGGAAAUAUGGAAUAGCGACGAAUGGAUUGAUUCUGUGCAAGCUCCCGCAGAAGAUCGAGAAGGUUGGGCAGAGCUGUGUUCAAGGACGGCACAUCUCGGCGAAGAUGCGGAUAAUCGCGUCAGGCGAUGACAUCAGCCCGCCGACUAAGUCAAGACAAACGCUGUCACAUCUCCGCCAAUGUGUGCUUCUACAAAAUGGCCAUCAAUUUGGAAGUAAUGAAACUUUCAAUGCUUGUUACCUGCCCAUCGAUUCGGGACUAUGCCGUGGUUCACUUUUGAGAUAUGCUUACGAUUCCAUAACCAAUCAAUGCCUUCCUUUCAUGUGGACGGGUUGUGGCGGCAAUAUGAAUAGAUUCAAGAAGAAAUACAAGUAUGUUGUUAUAACAGUGAUCGUGUAUAUUCCUCCUACAAGGAUUUGCAAAGAGUAUAUCUACACUAAAAUGCGCUGCGCACUUUAG